AGUAACUCAACUCAUCAAAAAUACAUCGCAGUUGUUACGUGAAAGUUUUCAAACGCUAAUUUGUAUAUAUUAACAGUGCUUUUAUGAAAUGGUUUUUUGCAAAAGUGUCUGGCAGUGAUUGUACAAAUGAAUUAACAUAAAAAGCAAAAACAUAGCAACUGCGAUUUCUUCAAACCAAAAAACUUGAUCAAAAGCAGGAUCAAGAUCUUGGAUUUGGAAUCCAAAAUGGAUCAGCUAUUUGAAAGCUGUCGCGAUGAUGAGCGGAGGAUCGGCGAGGAAUACCUGUCAAGUCUGCAGGACCUCAACUGCAACAGCAAGCCGCUCAUCAAUAUGCUUACAAUGCUCGCCGAGGAGAACAUCAAUUACGCCCAAGUCAUAGUCAAAGUGGUGGAAUAUUAUAUCAGCCAGGUGGCGCCCGAAUUUAAAUUGCCCAUCCUAUAUUUAAUUGAUUCGAUAGUAAAGAAUGUGAAAAGCAGCUACGUCCAAUUGUUUGGUCAAUGCAUAGUCAACAUUUUCCUGCACGCCUUUGAAUCGGUUCAGCAUUCACAGUCUCAGGUUUUAGAAAAGGUGCGGGAGCGCAUGUAUGCUCUGCGGCAGACUUGGAACGAGGUCUUCCCACCCUCUAAGAUGUACGCUCUCGAUGUGAAGGUGAAGCGCCUGGAUAACAACUGGCCAAUCACAGCAAAACAGCCAACAAAUAAAAUCCACGUAAAUCCGGCCAUUCACGUUAACCCAGACUUUCUAAAAACGGGUAUGGUUCCGGGGAUGCCUGUUAACCCCACAUUGCCCAGCGAUAUGGAAGAAAUAUUACAGGCCAAAACUCGUGAACUGCUGGAGCUCAAGAAGCGCAAACUAGAACUUGAGUUGGAGCAAACCAAAAAGCAUUUAGAGGAGCAGGAGCGUCAGCUAAAUCAGGCCACUGAUGCUAUGGCGGGGGCUCCGGUAAUCAUGCCUGCACCGACUGCAACUUCCAUUCGACCGCCUAUUAUGGAUCCCGGGCUGGCAAUGCGAAAUCAAAGAGUGCCGGGUGCAUUAGGCAAUCCUGGCCCCAUAAUGUCCAAUGUCCCAGCGGUUCAACAGCAGUUUAGCAAUAAGCCAAAAGUCAAUCCAGUCAAUCCGGCGCUGUUAAACUCAGUACGCCAACGAGAUCCGCGACUAGCGCGGCAAAUGCAGUCGCAGUCGACACAUACGACUGCAUCCGCACGCAACGAUCCUCGCCUGGAGGCCAAAUCCAGUUCCUCACAGAAAUCGAGUCGGUCGCGCAGUAAAUCACCUGUUCGAUCUAGCAGCAGUCGUUCAGGAAAGAGUGCGAGCUCCCAUCACAGCAGCUCGUCGAGCCGCAAGCGAAGUGAGUCAAAAAGCUCCAAUGCUUCGUCAUCUUCGUCGGGUUCUGAUGUGCGACACAAGGGCGGCAGCACCAGCUCUAACCAGUCGCCGGUGAAACGAUCCGGCAAGCACUCAUCUAAGGAGCAGUUGGAUCGCUAUGUUCGCAAUGGUUCUCCCGCAGGAUCAUCGAAGCGCAAGAGCAGUUCUCCGACUAAUUCACCAUCCAAGCCCAAGCGUAGUUCCCACAAAUCGUCCGCAUCUUUGGUGAGAGGAAAGACAUCUUCAGGGCGAUCGCACAGUCGGUCUCCAGUCUUCAUGGAUGUAGACCUGCGCACCAACCGCAGCAAGUCACCAGAGUCAAAAGGAGCAGUUAAUUCAUCUGUACCUCAGGCAGCCGCAUCAUCAACAGCAGCAUCAAAAGCACCAAAUGAUUUAGAGAAACCUACAUUUCAAAUACUCGAACCAGGCCCUCCUCCAGCUUCUUCAAGUCAGACGAAUAUAGAUGUGUCGAUCUUGGAUAUUGACUUGAGGCGGCCAAUGACGCCGCCUCCUCCGUCUUUCGACUCACAGGAAAUCCUCGACAAGAAGGAAACAAAUAUCGGCCACAUCAGCAGCACAAUAAUACUCGCUAGUGGCACCUCCAACGCCUCCCCGUCAACCGCGUCCACUUCCAAAUUGCCCGCAAAAGUGUCGUUCAAAAUACAAAAACAGUUUAAUAAAUUAGAAAAAUCUACAGCGAAUCUAUCAACAGCAUCACUGCUAAAUCCCAAUCCCACGACUUCAGCAGCCACAACAGUUCCAUCAGCAGCUCUGGAUCCCUCGACCUCGUCCGUCUCCUCGCAGGGUAAUGUAUCGGAGGCCUUGCAGCUGUCGAUCAAUAAGUUGCUUCAAGUGCAAGGUGCGUCUGGUAUUGCCGAGAAACGUCCCGCCGACGCACUGCCGCAAGAGAUCGACGACGGAGAGCAACCACCACAACAGAAACGCAGCAAGUCAACCAAACUGGAUGCUCUCUUUGGCAGUGAAGACGUGGAUCUGCGCCGCGAAAUUCCAGUCGUUAAGCCAGGGGUUAUUGUUGUCGAAGACGAUUCCAUGGAUGGCAGCGAUGUGAUCAAGCCAACAAAGAAAUCUAGUUCGCCUCCUAAGAAGGCAACGUUAGAGGAGCUACGUGCAAAGUUGGCAAAUUCAGCUAGACUCCAGAAUAACAAGGGAAAGCCUGAUAAAAACAAGGACCAGGCCGUGUCGCAGCGUCUUAAGCAGCUAUCAGAGCUGAAAGCAAACGACGAUUCUCAGGAGGCGCACGACGAGAAGGUUCGGACGAUUCUUAGCCAGGCUCAGGAGAUGUACGAGAACCAUAACAUGAACCAGGAACAGUAUAAAGAUCUUGUCCAGAAAGUGGUGGCCAUUAAUGAAAACAGUAAGAUGAAGGAUUCACGGCGUCGAGAGGAAGAUCUCGAGCGUAAUGCAGCGAGGGAUGCUGUGCUUCGCAAACGCAUUCCCAAGCUAAAAGGCAACGAAAAUUCCUCGGGGUCACCACGUAGCGAUGGUUCGCCCAGGUACGAGGAACAACCGGCGGCUACCGUGGAGAAACAAUCAAAUAAAAGGGAUAAGUCCAAGAGGGACAACAAGCGCCGCAAGCCAAGCAAAUGGGGUGAUCAAGUGGAUCCAGGGGCUGCACAACGCGCCGCCUGGCAAUUGGCCAAUGCCAACAAUAAUAACAAUAACAACAAGCGAGGGGGUGUGAUCCAACUACCCGUUCAAUCUCAGCCUGGAUUCCGUGGCAUGCCCUGGCAACAGCCACCAGCAAUGGUGUUACCCCAGUCAGCAGUGCCACCACCUCCACAACCGCCGUCAAUGAUGGGCUUGCCGCCCGUGCCACCGGUGACCAUGACCAAAGCCAUAAAUUCUCUUGACAAUCCUAUGGCGGAUGUAGUGCGCAGCAUUACAAUCGACGGAGGAUCCAAGGAGAUACGGUUUUACAAUCAAGUGGCUAUUAUAUUCAUGGAUGGCGAUCAACCACAUGAAAUUGGCUUCCAGCAGGGCCAACGGGUAAUAUUAAUUGAUCACAAUGAACCUUUGCCGCUGUGCUUCAACGAUGAUUACAAGCCAUUCCACUUGGAUGGACAGCUUCACCGGAUUCGCUUUGGUUUUCCAUCUCGCGAACUCUACAUCGACGAGCAUUGGUAUGAGAUAUAUUUCGGUGGUCCACCAGUAUCGCUGCCGAUUGGAAACAAAAUGCAUAUAAUUAAGGCCGAGGGUCCGCCACCCAACGUGGACAUCGGCCGAGUGCGACGGGAUUUGGUUGUAGGAAAGAUUAAUAUGAUUGUGGAUGCUCAUACUAUUGUGCCCCUCUUUCUGGACGCCAGACAGCAGACUUUCCAGCUAGGUGCCGAACAGCAUUCUCUGCAGUUUGUGGAUAGCUUCCAAUACGCUUUGCUGGAUGGUCAGCUCCAGAAGAUCGAAUAUGGUGGCCUCCCCAAAGGAAUGGCUUUAAAUGGCGGUCGUAACUGCUUCAUUAGGUUUGGUACGCUGCCUAAAGGAGUUGUAGCCGGAAAGACUCAUGUAGCGGAUAUGGUGUAUAUAAAGACUGAAGCUCCUUUGGAACCACCACAGCCGCCUCCAAUGAUUGUGAAAACAUUGCCAGUAUUGGAGCAACCAAAACCGUCUUCUGCUCCAGUAGCUGCUGCUGCCCCACUUUCUUUACCUGCAGCCGCAGCUGCCUUGGAGAGCUUGAACAUCAAUGAUUUGUUCCAAAAGCUUGUUUCGUCCGGAAUUAUUGGUGGUGGAGCUGCUGUGCCAGCUGUUCCUGCCACAGAUAAGCCAGUGUCCAAAGAUUCAUCUACCACUGCCACCGAAGCCACAGCUGCACCUGAAAUACCAGCACCUGCACCAGUGCCCUCUGGUCCACCUAUGGAGCCUAUUAAGCGCAUCGAUCUUCACAAGCCAGAAACCAUUAAGACCCGACAGUCGGCGGUUGUGGCCACUUUGUACUUGGGAAUGCAGUGCAGCAGCUGUGGAGUAAGAUUCCCGCCAGAGCAAACAAUUAAGUACAGCCAGCAUUUGGAUUGGCACUUCCGACAAAAUAGAAGGGAAAGGGAUUCCACAAGAAAAGCGACCUCCCGUAGAUGGUACUAUGAUAUCAACGAUUGGCGGCAAUACGAGGAAAUCGAAGAUGUGGAAGAGCGAGAGAAGAACUUCUUGGAGGCUCAGGGGCAACCUGGCGGUAUUGAGACUCUUGAAGAACUUUCGCAGCAACGAUCGCUAGAUUCCCCUGUGCCAACGUGUGCUGCCGGCACAGAUGAUGUGGAUCACUGCUGCGAUAUGUGCCAUGAGAAGUUCGAGCAGUUCUACAAUGAAGAGCUCGAGGAGUGGCAUCUGCGUAGUGCAAUCCGUGUUGAGGAUAAGAUCUACCAUCCUCUGUGCUACGAGGACUACAAGGCAUCGUUGAAUCCCCCUGCGGAGGUUAAAUCCGACAAAGAUGUUGACAUGAAUAACACUGAUGACAACGCCAUGGAUACCCUAAUCAAAGUAGAGGAUGACGAUGAUGAUGGUGCCGCUAAAACAACACAAACCAUUUUGGAUGACGAUGACGACGAUGUCAUUGUGCUUCCCAAUGAAGAGCCCAGUGUCACGGAAAUUGUCGACGACGACGAUGAGGACGAAUAUGUCCCGGGCAAUGUGACACGAGCGGACAUGGGAAAUGAGUCUCAGGACAAAACCGAGUCCAUCUCCGAGACGAAAGAACCGGAGAGCGACAAGGACCAGCUUGGUGAACACCCCCAAAGCGAAUCGGCCAAUGAGUCGGAUGUAGAGAUCCAAGAGCCAAACAUUCCUUUUACCGAUCUAGACACCUACGUGGAGAAGGAGAUGGAUGAGGCGACCAAGGCUGCGCUGCUUAACGUUAAGAUUAAGGAGGAGCCCAAGGAUGAAUACGAGGAUGACGAGGACGAUGGUUUUGAAGAUGUGGGCACGGUGGUAUCACUGUUGCCCCUGCCAGAGGACGAGAUCUCAAUCCACAGCAGCGAAACUCAAACGCACACCAUCGGCUCGUCGGCUUCGCCAGCCACCAUAGAGCGGCCCGCAUCGGUGACCUCUCUCUCCUUGCCCGCCAAUGAGACGGACGAGGUGGAACAGGCAGAUGUGAGUGCCGACACAGAGGCGGAACUUAAUGGAGAGAAGCAGGAGUCCACGCAUAACCUGAGCGCAGUGGGUCCGGCGUUACCUUUGGCUAGCAUAGUUAAUAAAAUAAAGAUAAAUAUCACUAAGAAUACGAGUAGUAAUAGUCAUAAUAGUGCCUCCAACGCCAUGACCACGGACUCGCAAGUUUCGGCCAUCAGCGUCAUCGGUGGAUCAGGAGCAGCCGGUGGCACAUCUGGAGCCGGAGAGUCUGCGCAACAGGUGAACGCCAUUCAAACUAUUUCCACCAUUCCAGUGCUUUGCGGCGGUAACACAUUUGUGCCAAAGAUUGCAACCAGCACUCCCUCCAACGUUAUCAGCUCGAUCUCGGUAAUUGGCAGCAGUUAUGGCGGAAGCAGCACCAGCAACAAUGGAAGCCGGAGCAUUAGCUCCAACGCAUCCACUGCAGCUGCGUCGGUUCCGACGGAGUCGGCCAGCCGGAAAUCGCCCACUCCUCCGCCUGCUCCAGUUGACCCGGAUCCGGAACCCGUCGUAGAGAUGAAGCCAGCACUGCAGAACGCUACGCUGAAGCGGACGAAAAAGGUGCAGAGCGGCGUCGAAACGUCGGGCCUAUGCUCGAUCAUGUAAAUCGCACGGCUCACCAAGCGAUAUUCCUAUUUUAUUUUUACUACGAUUACUUUUACGCGUUACUUAGUUUUAGAUAGCCAACGAGACGUUCUCCGCCGGAGAGUGGCGACUCGUGAUUUGUAGGUACCCAGAUAUUUCUUCAAUCCGGCGCUAUACACUCGUAUAAAUAAUUUAUUACCGAAAACAAAAACUUGCAAAAUUAAAUAAAAAUCAUUUACAGAAUAAAAACAGAGUAUACAUAAUUUGUGAUAACUUUAUAACACUAGCAAACGAAUCAUAUUUCUUUGACCAUUAACAUCAUGCUUAUCUAAUGUGUAAUAUUGCGAAUUUUUUAUAACUAUUUGAAAAAAUAAAACAAAAAAAUA
Messenger RNA from Drosophila eugracilis, 6452 nucleotides. RefSeq lists its product as uncharacterized. Gene Ontology annotation, biological process: termination of RNA polymerase II transcription. Gene Ontology annotation, molecular function: RNA polymerase II complex binding; mRNA binding. Bases 226 to 6087 code for a protein of 1953 amino acids. NCBI's taxonomy places the organism in Eukaryota, Metazoa, Arthropoda, Insecta, Diptera, Drosophilidae. The record is from RefSeq and is a predicted model, not a curated record. Gene Ontology annotation, cellular component: cytoplasm; mRNA cleavage factor complex. The transcript is spliced from 12 exons.